Molecule: messenger RNA, 1445 nt
Organism: Rhododendron vialii
Lineage: Eukaryota; Viridiplantae; Streptophyta; Magnoliopsida; Ericales; Ericaceae
Exons: 5
Coding region: 159-1103 (314 amino acids)
Source: RefSeq, a predicted model, not a curated record
AUGUUCGCGUUCUUGCUUCCGCACCCUUUAUGUGACUCACAUCCCUCACCUCACCUACGCAUUCAUUUCCUCGAAAAAAUCGUUUCCUUAAUCUUCACAAGACCCCUCUCCCUACCUCCCUCUCUCUCUCUCUCUCUCUCUCUCUCUCCAAAACUCAGAUGGGCAAUUGCAUCAGCUUCACGGCGUUACAAGACUGGUGGCUCAAGCAGUGCUUCUCCCGCGCCGGCCUCAAAUCAACCACCACCGACCUGGGCGACGGCACGGUCAUGCACUGCUGGGUCCCAAAGUCGCACAAGCCCACCAAGCCUACCAUGCUCCUCAUCCACGGGAUCGGAGCCAACGCAAUGUGGCAGUUCAAAGACUUCAUCUCCCCUCUCUGUUCCCAAUUCAACGUCUACGUGCCCGACUUGGUCUUCUUUGGCAACUCCUACACGACACGACCCGAUCGGACCGAAGCCUUCCAGGCUCAGUGCGUGAUGCGGGCGAUGGAGACCUAUGGGAUGCAGCGGAUGCACGUGGUGGGGCUCAGCUAUGGUGGGUUCGUGGCCUACAGCAUCGCGGUGCAAUUCCCUAACGCAGUUGAUCGGCUGGUGAUUGCGGCAGCUGGGGUGUGUAUGGAGGACACAGAUUUGGACGGCGGGUUGUUUCAGGUGAGGAGUGUUGAUGAGGCCAUUGCAAUUUUGCUGCCACAGAAGCCAGAGAAGUUGAUGGAGCUGAUGGAGUUCACUUUCUAUAAACCGGUGAAGAUCUUGCCAUCUUGCUUCCUUAAUGAUUUCAUUGAGGUGAUGUGUACUGAAUACCUUCAAGAAAGAAAAGAGUUGAUCCAUGCAUUACACAAGGAUAGAAAACUCUUUGAUCUUCCGAAGAUAACCCAGCCGACACUAAUAUUAUGGGGAGAACACGAUCAAGUAUUUCCGCUGGAAUUGGGGAACAGAUUGAAAAGGCAUCUGGGGGAGAAUGCGCAACUGGUAGUCAUGAAGAAUGCAGGCCAUGCAAUCAACGUAGAGAAACAAAAAGAGAUGUUAAAACACUUGAAGUCGUACCUCGUCGAUCCUCUUCCUCCUCAACUUGACAGCAACGGCAGAAACCCGAAGGCUGACUGAAGUUUUAUGGGAAAGAGGGACAUCGAAUCCUGGAAUGUAACUGGGUAUUUCAGACAACUCAAAAGUAAUCGAUUUUUUUGAAAGUUUUCAUUAUGUAUCAUAGCAUUUUUUUACAGAAGAUACGAUCCUCGUCCCGUAGUUCCCCCGAUUGAAUUUCUUAGGUGAAGCUUUGAAAGAAUGUGUCUCAUUGGAGAACAACCAUUAUUGACGUAAAGAUAGGAAGGAUGAUAUGUGAAGGACUCUAGUCUCUAGUGCCCUUGUUGUAUACUGGUGAACUCCUUAUUUGUAUUUUGUUUUGUGAUUUUAGUUUUUGGAAUUAGAAAGAUCUGCGAAUACGAACCA